AGGCAGCACAACUCAAUUGCGGUCGGUCACAUGCGUCGUCCCCUUCAAUACAAACACGGCUAACUUUUUUUUUAUAACCAAUCAGCGUUGGGAAAGUCAGUAGUGUAGCCUGAUUGGUUAAAAGGAGGCACGGAAGACAGAGCAGAAACACAUGGGUACCGGGCUGCUGGUCGUGGAUCUUAAAUAACGAUUUGAAACACAUUUUGGUAGUAUUUGAGGCGUUUAGUAAGUAAAGCAUGUAGCAGAAUUACAUAGACCUAGAAAAGUUACUUUUCUUUAUUCGUACUCACCAAAUAACUCGAGUAGUGCUCUUGCAUUUCGCUUGUUAUGCUAACUGAAAGGCUAAUGGUGACUGCACGCAACAUAGACUUUAUCAACAUUUUGCAGAGAUGGAGACAGCAGCCCUGGUAGCUCCAGUCACAGCUCUGGAGUUCCUUCAGGAUUCAUUUCUCCUGACAGGUGAAGGUCCAGUCUUGAUGGUGUACAGUCUCCAGCCUCGCCCCAAAGCCCGUGCUUCAGUGAGUGUGCUCCAACACUACAGAAUCCAUGGAAUAAGACCCAGAAGUCAGGCCACUGUCCCAGCACGGAGCUCUGCCACAGGAACCUACGGGGAGAAGAAACAUGGACUGAGCUCCACUGCAGAGCCCAACUUCUAUGACCUAGCAGUCUUUGGAGGCAAGGCUGUGAGGCUGGUGAGGCUCCAUGUGGAUCUCCAGGAAGAGGACCCUCUGCAUUUGGAGAUCUUGGGUCCCCUCACGGAGUUACAGGACUGGGCCCUGGAUGUGCGCUGGCUUUCUGGAGACAAAGACUCACUUCUCUGUGUGGCUGUGGCCCACAAUAGUGCUCUUCUACUGGAUGUCAAAACGGGAACUUCCCUGUUACAACGCUCCUGUCUGGAGGGCUGUCUGCUAUACUCUGCCCUCCUUCUGAUACAUGAAUCUUGGGCAGAUGCCGUCUUAGUAGGAGGGACUGUUUUCAAUCAGCUGGUUCUCUGGAAGCCUGGAGGAGUAGAAGGAAGUGGUUACGAAUGUAAAGCUCCAGUUGAGAGACGUCUGCUGGGGCACAGCGGGGUCAUCUUCAGCAUCUCAUACUUCCAGGAGAAAGGGUGGCUGGCUUCAGCCUCUGAUGACCGCAGUGUAAGGGUGUGGGGUGUUGGUGCUUUAGGGGGCCCUGGAGGCAAGUGUGGGGACUUGAACCCAGCCUGUUUAAGGGUCCUAUAUGGACACCAGGCUAGGGUUUUCUCAGUGCAUCUCUCCCCUGGGAAAGUGUUCAGUGCUGGGGAAGACGGGGCCUGUUUAGUCUGGGACUGGGCUGGAGGUGGGAAAGUGGUUCAGACGUUGAAGGGUCACCGUGCAGGGGGGGUGCGCGCGUUGGCAGUCAGUGAGGGAACAGGAGAUGAAGAGAGAUGGGUGGCUACAGGGGGUGCAGAUGGAGGGGUGAGGUUGUGGAGUUUGAGGAAGAGUGAGGAGAGGAAGGAGAACAUGGAGGAGGCAGUGACAGAGAAGCUAACUGACCUGAAAUUCCCUGGUCACAGCACGCCUAAAGUGGUUUGCGUAGCAGCAAAAGAGGGUGAAACUGCAAGCUGGAGCCAAAGUAAGUUUGUGGUUUGCACUGACCAAGGAAUAGUCUAUCAAUACUGCAGUGGGCAGUGGGAGAUUGUAUGGCAAGGGGCUCCUGAUUUUCAGUCCUACUGUGUGAUGGAAACAGUAUCCAUCACUGCGAAAGACUCAACAGCCAAGGUUCAUUUGUGUGCUUUGGGAAACCUCAGCGGGUCCAUUCAGGUCUUCCCCAUUGCUCAUCCUCAAUCUGGUAUUCUUCUCACAGGUGGAUCAGGGAAGAUCCACAGUGUUAUUUGGCAAGAGGGAAAAGAAGGUAUGUGUUUGCUAGUAUCAGGUGCUGAAGGACUCGUCUAUCGCUGGUGUAUAGAGGUAAAAUUAAAUGAAAACUAUUCCUUAGCUCUCAAAGUAAAUCCUCUUCCUCCUUUCCUCCUUCCCCCCUGUGCCAAACGCUGGCUGUUGGCUGCAGUGUGCCUCCGCUCAAGGUCACAGGAGACGCUGUGGGUUUGCGGGGACAGGAGAGGGUCCCUGCUUUUGUUUCAGGAAGGAGGAAAACUCAUGCAAAGGAAGGGAGAUAAUGCACAGGUGGAUGAAGGUUUGCAUACAGGCACUGAACAAAGUGAAGAUGAGAAAAAUAGAAGUGAUGGAGAUGGAAAAAGCAGUAUCACGGAGCAGAGAGAGAAUAAAGAAAUGCAUGACCUAAAGCUGCAGCCACUGAGCUGCCUGUUCGGGGUGCAUGGAAAACAAGGUGUAACUUCAGUAUAUGAAUACCAAGGACUCCUCUACAGCACUGGCAGGGAUGGCUGUGUUCGAGUUUUUAGAGUGCAGCCAACACCACCAGAGAAACUUGAAGAAAACCGAAAAAAUAGUACUGGAAAGCCUGUAGAGAACAAAGAAAGACUUCAGCUGGAGGUUCUGCGAGUCCAGCGGGCCUGCAAGGGUAUGGAGUGGCUUGAGAGAGUUUUGAUUCUUGAACCUGAAAUUCCCGAGGAAGAGGAGGUCAGGGAGGAAUGUCAGAACCCCUCUAAGACAAAGCAGAGCUUCAGAGGAGAAGAGGUAAAGGCAGAUAACAAGGCAAGAGAAGUCAGGUUUGUCAUUGCUGGCUUCCACGCUGUCCACUUUGUGGUUUGGGACCCAGUGAGGCAGGAGAGGUUGUUAGUGGUACCCUGUGGUGGGGGGCAUCGCUCUUGGACUCUCUGGCCACCCCACAAAGGGGUUUGGCCUGGAUUUGGAGCCCUGGUCUUCAUCAAGAACGGGGCUGUCCUGGCUUCGCAACCCCCUGGAGAGGAACCAAGCUGGGCUGGGAGGGCAGGAAGGACUGGAGGAUGGGGCCUGAGAGAGGGCAUCCAUGGGAGGGGGAUUGGGUGUGUAUGCAGGCUGGGGAGGAUAGAGGGAACCGGGAAAGACAUUCAGGCAACUGGAAAUAUGACUGAAACUGAGAGAAGGGAGGUGGAGAGAGAGGGAGGGCAUUGGGAGGUAGUGGUGACAGGAGGCGAGGACACCAGCUUAACUGUCCUGGCAGUACAUCCCAGCUCUGGCAACAUGAAAGUUCUCUCAGUUAUUACUGACCACAUCUCCAGCGUGCGGACGGUGACGGCGGUAACGCGUCCAGAGGGAGAGAGCGCUAAGCAAUCACAGUCUCUCUCUGCCUUUCUCGUGUCAGCCGGCGGCCGGGCUCAAAUGCAGUGUUACCGGCUGUUGAUCGGCUGGGACAGUGAGAGACUGGCGCCCUCCUGCCAGGUGAUCCAGGUGGCCGGUCACCGAUUGGACGAACAGUGGGAGAGGAGGCGGAACCGACACAAGACGGUGAAAAUGGACCCAGAAACAAGGUACAUGUCCGUAGUGGUGGUGGAUGAGAGGACUGACUGUGUUCUUCUGGCUCUGGCCUGCAGCGACGGAGCUGUCAGAUUGUUCUCGGUGAGUGAAGUUAAACGUCAGGUUGAUUCGUUGUGGGAGACGUUUUACCACCAGCGCUGUGUGCUCAGUGUCGCCACCUGCAGCCUAGAGGAUGGAAAAGGCAAAAGGUACAAGCUGCUUUUCAGUGCUGCAACAGAUGGGAAAGUUGCAGUGUGGGAUUUGACUGAAGCUUCUUCCUCAACCGAUAAUUCAAGCAGUGCUCCCACUCUACCAAUCCCCUGCCUCGACUUUCCCGCCCACCAGAGUGGCAUUAACUCAUUGGCUGUUUGGGCAGAGAAACUGGGACAGCAAGAGGACGGUUGCCUGGUAACUGUUGCUAGCGGAGGGGAUGAUGGGCAGCUGACGGUGUCCACCAUUAGGGUGCAUUACCCAGAAGAUGGGAAGACUGGUGGUAGCAGAGGUGGUGAUUCUCAGAUUUCUGAGAUGCUAAUUUCAUCACAAACCCAGUUCCAACCCCCAAACCAGCUUCGGCUCCAUCUGCACGCCCACUUCCACAUCCCACUGGCCCACGCAGCCCCUUUGACAGCCCUGAAGCUCCUGACCCCAGGCCUCCUGGUCUCCACAUCCUCAGAUCAGAGGGUUUGCCUGUGGAGGCUCUGCAGUACCAGUAUCAGCCACAGAAGGACGCUGUGCUCCCACAUUGCAGAUGCUGCAGGACUUGCAGUGUGGGAGGGGCACAUAAUAGAGGGCAAGGAAGGAAAUGAAAAGGGGAGCCCGAGAUUUGAGUCUGAGCAGGAGAUUGCAAUUGUGAGAAGAAAAGGGAGUCAGGCAGGAUUAGAAACAGAAGAUAAGACCAGAGAGGGUAAGAUAGGAGGGAGGUUCUAUAAGGAAACAGAUGAUGAGGCCAAGGUUGGAGAACCUGUCAAAGCAGUAAGCGAGACAGGCGACCCAGUUUGUAAGACCAGUGAUGAGAACGAAGGUGGAUCAAGAUAUCAAACAGAGACCGACAGCGUGGGUAAGACAGAGAGUGAGGUGAACACUGACACAGGUUUGAAAGAUUGUUGUGAGAUCAGGGGAAAGAGAGAGAAGACGGGAUGGGUGUUGGUCUGUGGCCAGGGUCUCCAGCUACUCCGAGUCAAAAAUACAGAGAUGGAUGCAGAGAUGUGGAAAGAGGAAAGAAUAAAAAGAGAGAGGGGAAAGGUGAAUCACAGCGUUAAAGUGACUUUACAAGAAAAGGCCACAUAAGUUGAAUCAGAAAACAGUGGUGGUCCAACCUGUAACUUCCUGAAUGUACUCUUUUUUUGGUCAUUAUUCAUGAAUUACCUGUAAAAAUUACUUUUAAUGUACAUUUUAAUUAAAGGGUAUUUAUUUUUAGAGCUUUCUUGUUAAGAACUUGGUAAUUCUACAUCCAAAAGAGAGACAGAGAGAUGGCUACAGACGGGAACAUUAUCAAACCUUUAUGAAGAGAUAUUAAACUGUUUAAAUUUCCUUCAUGGAGUUUUAGAUUAGUUAAAGUUUUUCUUGACCUCUCUGAAGCGCCUGCGUGUCAUGAAUUUCUGCCAGCCUGAAAAAAUCCAAACAAAAACAUCGAAGAUGUGGCCAGCAAUUCUGUCUGGAAUCACGCUACAUUUCUGCAGGUAAUAACACAAUAACAAAAAGUGUUUGGUGCUCAUCGAGGAAAAAUCAAAUUCCAUGGCUAUUUCAAGAGAACAGUAAAACUAUCUGAUGCGUUUGGGCCAUCUGUGGCCUCCUUCAGGGAAUAGCACCACACUGCACAAAGAUGGCUGAAAUGACUGGAGUUAUUUUUAAUGCAGUAUGUUGCAUCUCAGCCAGCCAGAAAAUAAAGCCCUUUUACUUGAAGAGAGCCAUGGGACUCAAUUUUCAGUGAGAACAAGGCCAAACCAAAGACUGCCUUUACCAAAUGUCUCCCUGAACCAAAAUCCACAAAGAAUUGGGGAGAUUUGAGGUUUAAAUCUAGUAUAUAGUUAAAACACCACUAUUCCCGAUUUGCCCUUGAGCAAGGCACUUGAUCCAGAUUGUUUUAGUGAAGAGCGGCUCUCCCCCCAGUCACCCGUGCCCACAAAUGGCAUCAUCCUGGCAUCAUGUUAGACUGAAAACUAGCAGACGACAUGUGAUGGUGUACGGUACAUAAGAAAAUGCAACAUAUACAAAUCAUAACAAGAGCUCCCUGAGUAGACCUGACCGGUCCUAUAGAGCAGAGGUUCCAAACCUAGGAGACAGAAACACCACAAGUGGUUGGAGAUAGGAAAUAAAAAGCACAUUUCUGCUACACAAAAUUAUGAUUUAGGGAGUUUUUUUUGUCUGAUUUUUUUGUUUGUUUUGUUUAUGAGAUGCUGGACAGCUUUUUGUCUUCAUACCGCUGAAAUUAUUCAAAUAAACCAAUCAGCUUGGCUUAUGACCCGAGGAAAAAUUUACAAGCAGUCAUAAGCCAGAAAGAGAACUGACAAAACCAUGUGUGUUUGGUCUUCUUCUUCUUUUUUUUUUUCCCCUUCAAGACAAAUUUUAAAUGUUGUCCUCUUUUUUUUUUUAAAGGGUUUGGUAUUGGUUAUGAUUAGGUUUAGAUUGAGGUUAGGCUAAGGGUUGGGGUUGACAUUGGUGGCAAGGAAAUACAUCAGUGAGGGUCCUCACACAUGUAGAAGUACCAAAGUGUCAGUGUAUUUAUUUCUACUGCAGCAAGUAUUUGCUUUUCCAGUCACCCUUUGCAUUAAUGGUAUUACUCACUGAAAAAAACAACAACAAAAAACAUGUUUGUGUGAUUGUGCAUACACAGUUUUGUUUACAGUUGCAGGGUUAUGAAAUAGUAUUUCUUUUGGGAUUAUUAAGGACUUAUUAAAGAGUGUGAACAUGGAGUGUGUUUGCUUGGUUGAAGGUGAGGGUUUGUACAAUUGUGCCCACUCGUACUGUGAUUAUAUUGUGUGCACGUGCUCUGAGAGGCUAAUUUAGCAAUGUAGAAGCAGAAUGUGAUGUGAUAUGAAAGGCUAAUCCUGCCCAAGUGGCAGGUUGAUAUGGGACCGUCUGGACAAUUAUCUGUAUAUUUUUUGUGUGUCUGCCUGCUAUGCAAAUGUAGCUGUGUCAGAUGAAAUGUGAGAGUGCUGGCAGAAUGUUCACCUGUGCCACAUUAAAUGUCAUA
Molecule: messenger RNA, 6564 nt
Organism: Xiphias gladius (swordfish)
Lineage: Eukaryota; Metazoa; Chordata; Actinopteri; Istiophoriformes; Xiphiidae
Gene: wdr6
Product: WD repeat domain 6
Exons: 7
Coding region: 390-4658 (1422 amino acids)
Biological process (GO): tRNA methylation
Cellular component (GO): cytoplasm
Molecular function (GO): protein binding
Source: RefSeq, a predicted model, not a curated record